Molecule: messenger RNA, 3219 nt
Organism: Striga hermonthica
Lineage: Eukaryota; Viridiplantae; Streptophyta; Magnoliopsida; Lamiales; Orobanchaceae
Source: the annotation of a GenBank genome assembly
AUGAGAGCGGGCCUGAACACUAUCCAGCAGACGCUGACCCCUGAGGCGGCCGCCGUUCUCAACCAGUCCAUAGCGGAGGCGAGCCGCCGCAACCACGGCCAGACGACGCCGCUCCACGUGGCGGCGAUGCUGCUGGCGUCGCCGUCGGGGUUCCUGAGGCAGGCGUGCAUCCGGUCCCACCCCAACUCCAGCCAUCCGCUCCAGUGCCGCGCGCUGGAGCUGUGCUUCAGCGUGGCCCUCGAACGGCUGCCGACGGCACAGAGCGCGGGGGACGCGGAGCCGCCGAUCUCCAACGCGCUCAUGGCGGCCCUGAAGAGGGCGCAGGCGCACCAGAGGCGGGGGUGCCCGGAGCAGCAGCAGCAGCCGCUCCUCGCCGUGAAGGUUGAGCUUGAGCAGCUGGUAAUUUCGAUACUCGACGAUCCCGGCGUGAGCCGCGUAAUGAGGGAGGCCAGCUUCUCCAGCCCGGCCGUGAAGGCCACAAUCGAGCAAUCCCUAAAUAGCUCCAGCUCUCGCGCAAGUCAACGUCAGCACCACGUCGCCGGCGGGAGCACGAAUUUCGUGGCGGGUUUCGGUGGAAUUGCUUCUAGAAUGCUUCCAAAUCCUGGUCAACCGCCAACUCCGGUGGCUCGACCGAUGUCUCCGGCGGUCCCGUCUCUGGCCAAUCGGAGCUUGUUCCUGAAUCCGCAUAUGCAGCAGCAACAAACACCCACCGCCCAGAUUGAGAACCCUAGAGGCGAGGAAGUCAAAAAGGUGUUCGAUAUAAUGUCUAGGAGCAAAAAGAGAAACCCAGUUAUUGUUGGGGAUUCGGACCCUGAGGCCGUGGCCAAGGAAUUGUUAAGCAAAAUAGAAAAUAAUGAACUCGGAAAUGAUCUGAACAUGAAGAAUCUUCAGAUAAUAUCAAUUGAUAAAAGUCUUCUUUUGUCCGACAAGAAUCAAAUAGCUACCAAGAUCGAUGAAUAUGAAAGGGCGAUUGAGAGCAAGAUUGGGAAUGGAGGGGUGAUUCUUGAUCUCGGAGACUUGAGAUGGCUGGUAGAGCAGCCAGCGGCUGCAGGUUUCAGUGGGGCCCAGAAACAGCAGAAGGCACCGGUUGUGUCCGAAUUGGGCCGGGCUCUGGUGGUGGAGAUGUCGAAGCUGCUGGCCAGAUUUAGUGGAGCUGAUGGUCUGAAUGAGGGUAAAAACAAGCUCUGGUUGAUUGGGACUGCAACUUGCGAGACAUAUUUGAGAUGCCAGGUUUAUCAUCCCACCAUGGAGAGUGACUGGGAUUUGCAGGCUGUGCCUAUUACCUCGAGAUCUCCUGUUCCGGGAAUGUUUCCGAGUCCAUUACCAGGUUUGUCAAGGCUUAUACCUGAAAAUUCAAAUCCUGCUCAAAGACAUCCUACUCCGAGUCCCUUACCUGGUUUGGCAAGGCUUGUACCAGAAAAUUCCGAUCCUGCACAAAAACCCACCUUUUGCCCUCAGUGUUCAGUGAAUUACGAAAAAGAUCUAGCGAAAAUUGCAGCCAUCGAGAAGUCAUUAUCUCGAGCCAAACAAGAUAACCUUCAAUCUACCCUGCCAGUAUGGUUGCAAAACGCCAAACUCAACAAUCCUGAUGCUAAAACCACCAAUGAAUCACAAGGAAAUGACCAAAUUCUGCUUUCCAAGCAGAAAACUCAAGAGCUCCAGAAAAAAUGGAGGGACACUUGCAUGCAUCUCCAUCCCAAUUUUCAUCAAAAUACCCUUCCUGAAAACCCUGUCCGGCCUGCCGUGCCAUCUCUGGCAGGCAUCUACAAUCCAAACUCGCUCGCCCAUCCCCCUUUACAGCCCAUCAAGCCCAACCUGUCCAAACCUCUCGGGUCAACCCUGAAGCUGAACACUGGCCCAGUCACAACCCAACUCGUCCCUCCAGCAACGCCGAAAAGCCCGCUCUCGAGCCCUGUGCUGACGGACCUCGUCCUGGGCACCAAGGGCCUGGAGAAACCCGCGGAGGAUCAUCCAGCCAAAGACCUGCUCAGCUGCAUCUCAUCCGAGCCCAUGACAACAAACAAACCGCUCGAGAAAUUCGCCGACGAGCUGGAUGCCAGCACGUACAAGAAGCUCCUCAAGGGCCUUAUGGAGAACGCAUGGUGGCAGGCAGAAGCCGCCUCAGCCGUGGCUUCGGCCAUCACGCGCUGCCGCCUGGGCAACGGCAAGCAGCGGGGAAGCGGCAGAGGCGACACGUGGCUGCUGUUCGCAGGCCCCGACCGGGUCGCCAAGCGCAAAAUGGCUUCCGUGCUUGCCGAACAGAUCUGCGGGUCGGGCCCGUUGAUCAUCGGACUCGGCGCGCAUCGGGAGGACGAGCCCGACACGGGCCUGCGAGGCCGGACGGCCGUCGACCGCAUCGCCGAGGCCGUUCGCCGAAAUCCUACAUCGGUGAUCGUGCUCCGGGAUAUCGAUGAGGCUGAUGUGAUUGCGCGUGGGAACAUAAAACGCGCCAUUGACCGCGGGAGGAUUAACGACGCGCACGGCCGCGAGGUCGGCCUCGGAAACGCUGUUUUCAUCGUGACGGGCGAUUGGUCGACGGUUAGCGCCGAGGCGUUACGAGACGGGCAAUUUGUGGACGAACGGAAACUGAAUUCGACAGCUGGCGGGAGCUGGCAGCUGGGGUUGAUAGUUCGGGAGAAGACCGCCAAGCGGAGGGCAAAUUGGACCAAUGACGGGGGCCCGAGGAGUCGGCCGAGGACUGAAACGGGCUCUAGCGGUGGGCUCUCGCUGGACUUGAAUCUCUCAGCGACGGCGUACGAGGAAAAAUCCGUCGAGUCGAGCGAGGUGUCGGCGGUGGACGGAGGGGACGAUGCGGAGCCCACGGACGGGGGUUUCUCGAUUGUGUCGCUGCCGCACGACCUGGCGAGCUGCGUGGACGACUCGAUCGUGUUCAGGCCAGUCGAGGCGGCAUUUGUGCGCCGUGAGAUCAAGAAAACGAUAGCGGUGAAGUUCUCGAUGGACGUGGAUGAAAACCUAAAGAUCGAGAUAGGGGAUGACGUGCUGGACAAGAUACUUGGAGGACUGUGGCACGACUCGACUAGCCUGGAGAAGUGGGUGGAGGGAGUGGUGGGCCCGAGUUUCGAAGAGCUUAAGCCGCGUCUGCCGGCAGGGGAUAGGAGCAACUCGGUGGUUCGUCUGGUGGUCGAGUCGGACUCGUGCGAUCGGGGGAAGAGUAAAGGAGAUGUUGUGGACUGGCUGCCGAGUAGCAUCUUGGUGUAG